CUAGAGAUAACCGUCCAGUUAACUGAGAAAUAAUAACGUCAUUAUUUAAUAAUUCAUUUGUGAUUGGUCCCUGAGGUUAAAUUUAAAAGCCCAGGUUACUCGCAGAAAUCUCCUUUGUAUAGUCGCUGGGGUAAUGAAGCUUAGGAGCGGAGAUCAGCGGCAGAUCUGUACGCUUAUGCUCCGCUUCCUGGCCCUAGUUCUCUCUGGAAUCCUUGGGGCCAGGGCGCUGAACAAUGGCUUAGCGAAGACGCCUACCAUGGGCUGGCUGCAUUGGGAACGUUUCAUGUGCAAUCUUAACUGCCAGGAGGAACCGGAUUCCUGCAUCAGUGAGCAGCUCUUCAUGCAGAUGGCAGAGCUUAUGGUCUCAGAUGGCUGGAAAGAUGUAGGUUAUAAGUACCUCUGCAUUGAUGACUGUUGGAUGGCUCCCCAGAGAGAUUCAGAAGACAGACUUCAGGCAGACCCUCAACGCUUUCCUGGUGGAAUCCGACGCCUAGCUAAUUAUGUUCAUAGCAAAGGGCUGAAGCUAGGGAUUUAUGCAGAUGUUGGAAAUAAAACCUGCGCUGGUUUCCCUGGAAGUUUUGGACACUAUGACCUUGAUGCCCAGACCUUUGCUGACUGGGGAGUAGAUCUGCUAAAAUUUGAUGGUUGUUACUGUGACAGUAUAAAGCAUUUGGAAAAUGGUUAUAAAUACAUGUCCUUGGCCUUGAACAGGACUGGCAGAAGCAUUGUUUACUCGUGUGAGUGGCCUUUUUAUCUGAGGCCCUUUCAUAAGCCCAAUUAUACAGCUAUCCGACAGUACUGUAAUCACUGGAGAAAUUUUGCUGAUGUUUCUGAUUCUUGGCAAAGUAUAAAGAGUAUCUUGGACUGGACUUCGUCUAACCAGGAGAAAAUUGUUGAUGUUGCUGGACCAGGGGGUUGGAAUGACCCAGAUAUGUUAGUGAUUGGUAACUUUGGCCUCAGCUGGGAUCAGCAAGUAACUCAGAUGGCCCUCUGGGCUAUCAUGGCAGCUCCUUUACUCAUGUCCAAUGACCUCCGACAGAUCAGCCCUGAAGCCAAAGCUUUACUUCAGAAUAAGGAUGUGAUUGCCAUCAAUCAAGACCCCUUGGGCAAACAGGGGUACCGCCUUAGAAAGCAGACAAGGGAGCUCCAGAAAGAAGAAGCAAUGGCUGCAGUGAUACUGGAAAGCAUCUUUCUGAAACGCUCUCAGCAAAAAAAGAAAACGUCACCUUUAAACUUUAAGAAGCGCCUCUUUCUUUUGACCAUGCAAAAACUUUCCUACUAUGAGUAUGACUUUGAACGUGGGAGAAGAGGCAGUAAGAAGGGUUCAAUUGAUGUUGAGAAGAUUACCUGUGUCGAAACAGUAGUUCCUGAAAAAAAUCCUCCUCCUGAAAGACAGAUUCCGAGAAGAGGUGAAGAGUCCAGUGAAAUGGAGCAGAUUUCAAUCAUUGAGAGAUUCCCUUACCCCUUCCAGGUUGUAUAUGAUGAAGGGCCUCUCUACGUCUUCUCCCCAACUGAAGAACUGAGAAAGCGUUGGAUUCACCAGCUCAAAAAUGUAAUCCGGUACAACAGUGACCUGGUACAGAAAUACCACCCUUGCUUCUGGAUUGAUGGGCAAUAUCUCUGCUGCUCUCAGACAGCCAAAAAUGCUAUGGGCUGCCAAAUUUUGGAGAACAGGAAUGGAAGCUUAAAACCUGGGAGUUCUCACAGGAAGACAAAAAAACCUCUUCCCCCUACACCAGAGGAGGACCAGAUCUUGAAAAAACCACUGCCCCCUGAGCCAACCGCAGCACCAGUCUCUGCAAGUGAGCUGAAAAAGGUUGUAGCCCUUUAUGAUUAUAUGCCAAUGAAUGCAAAUGACUUGCAGCUGCGGAAGGGUGAUGAGUAUUUCAUCCUAGAGGAGAGCAACUUACCAUGGUGGAGAGCACGGGAUAAAAAUGGGCAGGAAGGCUACAUCCCUAGUAACUAUGUUACUGAAGCAGAAGACUCCAUAGAAAUGUAUGAGUGGUAUUCCAAGCACAUGACUCGAAGUCAAGCUGAGCAACUACUAAAGCAAGAGGGUAAAGAAGGAGGUUUCAUUGUCAGAGACUCCAGCAAAGCUGGAAAAUAUACUGUUUCUGUGUUUGCUAAAUCUACUGGGGACCCUCAAGGGGUGAUUCGCCACUAUGUUGUGUGUUCAACCCCUCAGAGCCAGUAUUACCUGGCUGAGAAACACCUUUUCAGCACCAUUCCUGAGCUCAUUAACUAUCAUCAGCAUAACUCUGCAGGACUCAUAUCCAGGUUGAAAUAUCCAGUGUCUCAACAAAACAAGAAUGCACCUUCCACUGCAGGCUUGGGCUAUGGAUCAUGGGAAAUCGAUCCAAAGGACCUGACAUUCUUGAAGGAACUUGGGACUGGACAAUUUGGGGUAGUGAAAUAUGGUAAAUGGAGGGGCCAGUAUGAUGUGGCCAUCAAGAUGAUCAGAGAAGGCUCCAUGUCUGAGGAUGAGUUCAUUGAAGAAGCCAAAGUUAUGAUGAAUCUUUCCCAUGAGAAGCUGGUGCAGUUGUAUGGUGUCUGCACCAAACAGCGUCCCAUCUUCAUCAUCACUGAGUACAUGGCAAAUGGCUGCCUCCUGAACUACCUGAGGGAGAUGCGCCACCGAUUCCAGACUCAGCAGCUGCUGGAGAUGUGCAAGGAUGUCUGCGAGGCCAUGGAAUACCUGGAGUCAAAGCAGUUCCUUCACCGAGACCUGGCGGCUCGAAACUGUUUGGUAAACGAUCAAGGAGUUGUAAAAGUAUCUGAUUUUGGCCUGUCUAGAUAUGUCUUGGAUGAUGAAUACACCAGCUCAGUAGGCUCCAAAUUUCCAGUCCGGUGGUCUCCACCAGAGGUCCUUAUGUAUAGCAAGUUCAGCAGCAAAUCUGAUAUUUGGGCUUUUGGGGUGUUAAUGUGGGAAAUUUACUCCCUGGGGAAGAUGCCAUAUGAGAGAUUUACUAAUAGCGAGACUGCUGAACACAUUGCCCAAGGCCUGCGUCUCUACAGGCCCCAUCUGGCUUCAGAGAGAGUAUAUACCAUUAUGUACAGCUGCUGGCAUGAGAAAGCAGACGAACGUCCCACUUUCAAAAUUCUCCUGAGCAACAUUUUAGAUGUCAUGGAUGAAGAAUCCUGAACUGGCUAUAACCUUCUUAGUUUUCUACUCCUCACCUCUACAAGCCCCAAUUUCAGUUUCUCUGAAGAAAUCCCAGGCUUACAGGUUUUGGAAUCUGCUUCCCCUGAAUACACGAACACCCCUCUAUAUCUAGGAAUGUCUCUUUUCUUUGAUUCUAUGGGAUAGCGUUUCUGAGCAAAACGCAAAGGAAUUUCUGUGCCUGUUUCCCCUCCCUCCCCCAAGAGAGGAAAUUUCCUAAGGCUAUUCGAACAGACUGAAUUUGAGAGGGAAACCUUGUUUAGGGAGGGAGGGGUGUAAAUAACCUAUAAGGGAUCCUACUGCUCUUUUGGUAGGCUAUGAGCUUGGGCGGCGGGACAGGAUUUGUUAAUAAAACGGUGUCAUUGGGCAUAGUGACGCAAGCCUGUAAUCCCAUAACUCUGUAGGUUUAGGCAGGAGGAUCACGGUGAGUUUGA
Fukomys damarensis (Damara mole-rat) is the source of this 3594-nucleotide messenger RNA. RefSeq names its product tyrosine-protein kinase BTK. Bases 134 to 3142 code for a protein of 1002 amino acids. Gene Ontology annotation, cellular component: cytoplasm. Lineage: Eukaryota; Metazoa; Chordata; Mammalia; Rodentia; Bathyergidae. Gene Ontology annotation, biological process: glycoside catabolic process; adaptive immune response; T cell receptor signaling pathway. The record is from RefSeq and is a predicted model, not a curated record. The transcript has 24 exons. Gene Ontology annotation, molecular function: ATP binding; alpha-galactosidase activity; protein binding.